Messenger RNA from Aspergillus nidulans FGSC A4, 519 nucleotides. RefSeq lists its product as uncharacterized. The transcript is spliced from 3 exons. Bases 1 to 519 code for a protein of 172 amino acids. NCBI's taxonomy places the organism in Eukaryota, Fungi, Ascomycota, Eurotiomycetes, Eurotiales, Aspergillaceae. The record is from RefSeq and is a predicted model, not a curated record.
AUGUCCUACAAGAUAUCUUCCUCUCCCGCCCUCUCGCCUGCAAAGGCCUCCGAAAUGAUUUCCUUUCUGGAGUCCUUCUACAGUAUCAGCGACACUGAGUCCCAGCACGACGCUUAUGUCGCCUCUUUCACACCUGAGGCGACAUUGAUCAUGGGACCCAAGACGGCGAAGGGUGCUGAUCAGAUCCGCACCCUCCGCCACGGCCUCUGGACCCACGUUGCGUCGCGCAAGCACACAGCGACGAAGGUGUUCUUUGGCGGCGAGGAUGAGCUCAUGCUCUACGGGACGGUCAAGUAUGUUCUCAAGAGUGAUCCUGAGGCAGAAGUUGAGGUGCAAUGGGCUGGACGGGUUGUGUUCGAUUUUACGGAGGGAGUGAGGAUGAGGUUUUAUCAGGUUUAUCUGUACACAUACGAUCGCAAUAUCGAAACUACUUGUGGUGCCGGUGGUGUGAACAGUGCAAUCGUUACGCAUAAUCUAUUCUCGACUGAGAGUGACGCAGGAUCAUGGACUGUGAUGUAG